Drosophila kikkawai is the source of this 912-nucleotide messenger RNA. It is a transcript of the gene Cpr23B, whose product is annotated as Cuticular protein 23B. Gene Ontology annotation, cellular component: extracellular matrix. NCBI's taxonomy places the organism in Eukaryota, Metazoa, Arthropoda, Insecta, Diptera, Drosophilidae. The record is from RefSeq and is a predicted model, not a curated record.
UUUGUGGAGGCAUUCGCACGGAAGGAGUAUCCAAAUUAUUCAGAGAUGACAGCUAAGUUGUUUUUCCUGCUGUCCCUGGCACUCUUCGCUGCCGUCCAAGCGGAGUAUAAUUACAACGAGAAGGCAGCCACGGCGAUCAACUCCUUGGAACACUCUGGGUCCAGUUCUGGCGAAGAUUUCCUCAGCGACUACCACACGCCCAGCAACAAUGCCCUGAACUCGGAGGCCACACCCGAAGGUUACGACUAUGCAACGCCCAGCCGGAACCAGUUCGCCGCCGGCAGCCGUACCGCCAGUGUGCAGGCAUCGAAUCUUCUCCAGAACGCAGCCAGUGCCGUCAGUGCCGUCAAUGCCGCCAAUGCGGACAACAAUGCCGCUCCCGUCCUGCUGCCCUCGCCGCUGCCCGUGCUGCGCCAGCAUCAGGAGCCGGAAGUCUUUCCGCCCGCCAGCUACAACUUCAACUAUGCUGUGAAUGACGAGUCCACCGGCGACAUCAAGGAGCACAGCGAGACCCGGGAUGGCUAUGUGGUCCGCGGCUUUUACAGUCUCAUCGAUCCCGAUGGCUACAAGCGCACCGUGACCUACACGGCGGAUGAUGUGCACGGCUUCAAUGCUGUGGUCAAUCGAGUGCCUUACGCCCUCAAAACUGUGGUUGUUCCGGUGGCCCAGGUGGCUCAAGCCACUCCUCUGGUCGCCCUGGAUGAGCGCUCCAAGUCUCAGAACAUCCUUCGUUCGUCGGGUGCCACCUUCCUGGAGUCAAACUCUGGCUCCGGGUCUGGUGUUAGGUCUGGAUCGGGCUCAGACUCCGGCUCCAGUUCGGCUUCGGGCUCAGGAGUAACCAACACGUUCGCAGAGGACAGCUAUGCCAACGCUCCACGAGGAUUGGACUCCUCCGGUGGACCCUACGCCUGA